AUGUACAAAACAAGAAACAUACUCUUGAAGCUAAUACCAAAAAACUCCCUCAAAUUUUACUCCUCGAACUCAGCAUUUGGCGCCAAGGGUCCAUCGCCGUUGCCAUUGGACCCAGAGGACCAAAAGGAGUUUGAACAGUUGCAACAGGCGGCAAAUACACAAAUAGCUAUUGAGCAAUAUAAUGAAGAUCACGGUUUUUCCCCGGAAGAUGCCCCACCAAAAAUUACCAGUUCUGAUGUUGGCAAUUUCGGUGGCAUUUCUAAGACCAUUCCAGAGUUCGAAGGUAACGUUAACCCAAAGACCGGAGAGGUUAAUGGCCCCAAACAAGAUCCAAUAAAGCAUGGAGAUUGGAGCUUUAACGGGAGAGCUACAGAUUUUUAG
Messenger RNA from Pichia membranifaciens NRRL Y-2026, 381 nucleotides. RefSeq lists its product as hypothetical. Bases 1 to 381 code for a protein of 126 amino acids. The record is from RefSeq and is a predicted model, not a curated record. Gene Ontology annotation, cellular component: mitochondrion. The transcript has a single exon. NCBI's taxonomy places the organism in Eukaryota, Fungi, Ascomycota, Pichiomycetes, Pichiales, Pichiaceae. Gene Ontology annotation, biological process: mitochondrial respiratory chain complex II assembly.